This is a messenger RNA of Closterium sp. Yama58-4, 1917 nucleotides long. The record is from the annotation of a GenBank genome assembly. Lineage: Eukaryota; Viridiplantae; Streptophyta; Zygnematophyceae; Desmidiales; Closteriaceae.
AUGUGCCGCGACGAUUCGAUGACGUCGACGCCGCGAUCAGAAGCGUCGGAGUGUCGCACGGUGUACACCCCGAACGAGCUGCUGCAGCUGUGCGACGCGUGGGCCGCGCCAUGGGAGGAUCGCCGCCCUCAAAGCCAAUCAGCAUCACCAGCGCCACGUGCCUCCAACUCUUCAUCGCAACCCGGAAGGAUCUCCGCAUCGCCCGGGCGCGGAAGCGGAGGUAUUACUCCGCAACCGAACGCUUCCCCCGGUCUUCUCCCCCCGCACUCCCCCAUGGUGUUGCGCGAGUGGGAGGAAUUUUUGUUUGUUAAGAAUGCUUCCCCCUCCCCCACCGCUACCUUCCGCCGAUCCCGCCUUGGCGCGGGAUCGGGGGAGAGCGCCAGUGGCGGUGUGGAAAGCGUAAGCGGAUUCCAGCUGGACUCGGGCUCCGCGAACAACGGCGGGAUUGGCGGAGACGAUGCGAACAGGGAUCCCGCGUUGCGAAACAUUCGCCUGCCGAUUCACAAGGUCGUUCGCAGCAGCUGGCCGCGAUAUCGCCUGCGACGUCGCGACCAUUUCGGCGUCGCCAUGGAGGGCGUCGCAGAGGGCGAUGAGAACGAAUACGACGACGACUCGUCGCCGUCGUCGCCUGCUGUCGCAGGGCUGCCUGAACGAAGCGAGAGCGAUCCUUCUGCGACAGGCACGCCAGGACUAGAACAAGCCGCGACGGCGGCGGUUACCAUCUAUUCCGAAGCUGCGAUUGGCUCGCAACCAUCCCACGUGGCAAAAACUGGAACCUUAUCCGUUAGUCAGCGACUCGCAGCGGCGGGCAGUUCCGCAACCGCUGGUGACCCUAGGCCCGCGUCGCGCCGCCUGUCCGGGCAGAUGCGGCUCGGGGACGGAGCCGGGGGAAAAUCCGGGUUAAUCGACGGUUCUGCAGCCGAUCGGCGUGGAGAAAACGCACUUGCGGGUGAUUCGUGUGAUAGUAACGGAGGUUUUGUGACUAUGGCGGAAGGGAUGAUGGCGGGAGGAAACGCGGGGAAAUUGUUUCAACUUCUGGAGCAAGUGGAUAAGCACGGGGAUUAUUUCCGUGGUGACGUGGAGGACCCUGAUUUGACGAGCAGCGUUGAGCUGGACGAGGAGGCGACGGAUGACGAACCAGGGUUUCUCGCGCGGACUGACGUGGCGCGGCUCGUAACGGACGGCACGGAUACGCAGUACCUGCCGCGGCUGAACAAGUACUUCCCCUUCGGCGCGUUCACCAUCUUCAUUAUGAUGCAGGCGCUGGUGGCGGUGGUCGACUCGCCCACCGACAAGCGCGCCAUGACUGCCACGUCACUCGCCAUCUGCUUCGCCGUCGCGACGGUCUGCCCUUUCAUCAAGCGCACGGGGCACACGGCGCUCGUUCCGCGCAACAGUUGGAAGUGGCCGCUAGCAGUGCGGGUGGGAUCCUCCAACCUCUUCAUUCACGCGGACGCUCAAACCCUCGCCCACGCCGUCACCAAAGCCAUCGCCUUCGUGCCUCUGGGAAUCUGCAACGACACUGCUGCCAGCAUUCUCUUUCCAGCAUGCAUGGCUGCUGUUGCUGGUGCUAACCACUCCUCUCCUGAACCUCCCUCUCCCUCCCCUCUCCCUCCUCUCCCUCCCCCCCGUCCCUCCCCUCUCCCUCCCCUGUCCCUCCCCUCUCCCUCCCCUGUCCCUCCCCUCUCCCUCCCCUGUCCCUCCCCUCUCCCUCCCCUGACCCUCCCUCUCCCUCCCCUGACCCUCCCCUCUCCCUCCCCUGACCCUCCCUCUCCCUCCCCUGUCCCUCCCCUCUCCCUCCCCUGUCCCUCCCCUCUCCCUCCCCUGUCCCUCCCCUCUCCCUCCCUGUCCCCUCCCCUCCCCUCCCCUGUCCCUCCCCUCUCUCCCUCCCCUGACCCUCCCUCUCCCCUCCCCUGA